Messenger RNA from Plasmopara halstedii, 327 nucleotides. Its product is annotated as CRN-like protein. NCBI's taxonomy places the organism in Eukaryota, Oomycota, Peronosporomycetes, Peronosporales, Peronosporaceae. The coding region runs from base 1 to 327 and encodes 108 amino acids. The transcript is spliced from 2 exons. The record is from RefSeq and is a predicted model, not a curated record.
AUGUGGUGUGUAGGAGAGGGGAUCGUGAUUCCCGUGAAGAUUGUGCGUGAUGCGGAAGUGAGCGCACUGCAGGAGGCUAUUGCUGGCAUCAUGAGCAGCAUUCCUUCAAGACUCGUGACGCUGUACUUGGCGAAGAAGGGUGGCGCGUGGCUCAAGGAUCAUAAAAGACCGACGCCUAAAGACAUAGAGACUCACAUCUUGGUAAAAUUCAACAACAAGCUGGAUCUUUCUGGCAGUAACUCAGAUACAAGUGUGUUAGCACGGAAGCUUCAGUCGGAUAAAUUUGGAUGCUAUGGCACAAAAAUUUGCCGUUUUGUACGACCUUGA